UCUGGAGCCUUUUUCAAAAAUUUGAAGUUCAAGUCUCAAUGUUUAUCAUGUCUGCUUUUUAUUCUGAGACUGAAGUUCAUACGAACUACAGUUACCGAUGGUACUAUUUCAUCUAUGUGUUGGUACUGUUAAUAGAUACAGCCUCUCUACACAAUUUAAUUGAAGGCGUUGAAGGAGACUCCAUCAUCUUGCCGUGCAGUCACAAAAGCAUUGCACUUGAAGAACAACAGUUAACAGUACACUGGAGGCACAAAGACACCAGAAAUGUCUAUGAUAUUAUCCACGGUCGGGUUUCUGUACAAGAACAGGACCCAGCGUACAAAAUCAGAGCCACAGUUUUACCUAAAGAGUGCAAGAAAGGCGAUUUCUCUCUUAUACUCACCGAUCUUCAACGCUCUGAUGGAGGAAUGUAUCUCUGUUUUGUCCCAGAUGCAGGAGUUUUUCAAAGUGUACAACUGGUUGUCAAAGAAAGAUCAUUCACAAAACACACAGCAGCUCAAGUAAGAAGCCACGGUACGAAAGCAAGACUGGGAAAGUCUCUACAUUUCCUAAUUCCUGUAUUUGGAUUAAUUCUAUGCUUUGUUUGAAUGGGUCUUUCUGGUCACUCCAUUGCACAUGAAGUACAGAGCGAGAGGCAUCUAUAACUGAUACCAAAAUCUACAGAACCAGAACUUUGAGCCCCAGUUGAGGACUGAAAAUGGCACUAGUCUGGCUUGGGAUUCACCAAUAUAGAAAUUCUCAGAUUUUGUUAUGGGUGAUAUCCAAUAUGAUAUUUACAUGCUUUAGGCCUCAGAACAUUAUAAAGUACAGUAUCGUUUUCCAAUGAUACCAAUUACAUGAAGCUUGACUACUAAAAGUGAUACCUCAAUCAAUCAAGUCCUGUGGAUGCAAGAAGUUCACACAGUGGCCAUCUUGGUAACGCCCCGGCAACUAUUUUGAAGUCAUGCAAGUGCAUCCCAUUUCUCAAAAAUUGUUUCGAUAACAUAAAAUCCACAGUAAAAUCUGACAUCAAUGGUAUCAUAAAUAUUGCUGAAAGUUAGCCUUGAAUAAGCAUAUUUCAGUCCAACUUUAGAUUGCACUUUUAUGUGAAAUUUGUGGUUGUUGCUUGUAUAUUAUGUGCCGUGCUUGUAUAUACAUUCUUCACACUACAGACUGAAUUGUCCAUUAAUAAAAGGUAACAAUAAAUGAAAUUUUCAGUUAAGUAUUUCUUAAUAAAACAUGAUAAAUAUGAAGGCUAUAAUGAUUAAGGGGUUUCUGUGUUCAUUUAUUUAAAUGGCGAUAUUUAGGAUUAUGAACAGGCAGAGCACGACUAAUGAAGGACUCGAGUCAUCUUGUCAUGCAGAGAUGUAAAGUUUUGGGAGAUGGCUGAUAGAACCUCAAGCAAAAAGUAAACCCCAGAGAAUUAUAGGAAACACUCAAAACACAACAACACACAUACAGGUUUGCGGCCAGUACAAACUGUAUUGUAAGAAAAUAACUGGUAGGAAAAAUGUAUAAUUGAGGACUUGAAAACAGCAAUACUACCAAACACGUACAGUCCUAGUGAUGCAAAACGUAAUAAUUUACAUCAUACUCAUCCAGCCAGCAUUCAGUUCUUACUUUUCAAACAUGACAACAUACAACAACAGUCAUAACACUUGACAUUAGUAUUAAACACAAUGGCUUGGCCACUAACUGUAUUGAACCCUACACAAUUCUGUUCUCAAUAGACAUCCACACAAAUUCAAAGUGUCAUACUGCUUGCCAAAGCAUGAAACUUCAGGUGAAAUCAAAAACAGGACUGCGUUAUUCUGGAAAAUUCCAGUUGGUUAUGGCACACCCCUUGUCAAGGCUGGAAUUUUGUCCAAGAGGAAAGUGGCAAGUGCUGCUUUCCUUUGUAGUAAUAACUUGUCCACCAAUUUUUUUUGUAGAAAUUCAAAUUGCCUGCUUGUACAAAUAUACCUGUCCACAAAUGCAUUUUUCUUUGAUGCAGGUAAGGUGGAAAUUUGUUUGUUUGUGAAAGCGACUGAAGGUGCAAGAUUCUGUUUUUCUUUACACAAAAAAUAAAAUAAAGCAUUAAACAUGAUGCAUGUCAA
Messenger RNA from Myxocyprinus asiaticus (Chinese sucker), 2075 nucleotides. RefSeq lists its product as uncharacterized. The transcript has 4 exons. Gene Ontology annotation, cellular component: external side of plasma membrane. The record is from RefSeq and is a predicted model, not a curated record. Bases 39 to 587 code for a protein of 182 amino acids. Lineage: Eukaryota; Metazoa; Chordata; Actinopteri; Cypriniformes; Catostomidae. Gene Ontology annotation, biological process: immune response; cell surface receptor signaling pathway; cellular response to lipopolysaccharide.